AAUAGAUUUAGAAUUAUACUAAUUUAACAAAAUUGAAAUUAACUUUCAUACAUAUAUAAUAUAGUCUAUUUUGCAGCCAAAAUUUGUCUUGCUGAUUGUUUGACACGAACUGUUGAUUGGGAUAAGGCAUUACCAGAAUUUAUUUUGCCUUUGUUUAUUGAUGGAGCCGUAUUUUUCAUAAUACUAAUUUUGAUAGAAACAACUUUAUCUAAAUUAUUAAAUAAAUGUACUGAAAUAUUUACUGUUAUGAAGAAAUUAAAACAAAAAAAAAGUAAUAACAUUUCUCUUGAUAUGGACAUUGACAUAUUAAAUGAGGAAUCUCGAGUGAAAGCACUUUAUUUGGAGCACAAAAUUAAUAAUGAAGUCUUAAUAGUAAAAGAUUUAACAAAAACUUAUUUCGGAUCUGGUUGCGCUGUCAAAGAAUUAACAUUUUCUGUACAUAAAAAGGAAUGCUUUGGUUUGCUUGGAGUAAAUGGAGCUGGAAAAACAACUGUAUUUCGUAUGCUGGUUGGUGAUCUGAUACCCAAUUUUGGUGAUUCAUAUAACAACAGAGGUGGUCUUCAAAACAACAAAAAUAAGUACCUAUCAGACAUUGGUUAUUGUCCACAAUUUGAUGCUCUCAUUGAUCACUUAACAGGAAGAGAAACAUUGACAUUGUUUGCUAAUUUAAGAGGUGUUCCAUCACAGGAUAUUGAUUACAUUGUCAAUAAAAUUUUAAAGUUUUGUGAUCUUGUAAAAUAUGCUAACAGGACUACUGAAACUUACAGUGGUGGAACACGACGUAAAUUAUCCAUUGCAAUAGCUUUAAUUGGUCUACCAGAAAUACUUAUUCUUGACCAACCGACAACUGGAAUCGAUCCAAAAUCUCGUCGUAAGAUAUGGAAAAUAUUAAUAACAAUUAAGAAUUUACUGGGGAAAUCAUUGUUGAUCACAUCUCAUAACAUGAAUGAAUGCGAAGUCCUAUGUGACAGAGUAGCAAUUAUGACUAAAGGAAAAUUUCAUUGUUUGGGUACAAUACAAGAUCUUAGAAAUAAAUUUGGUCAAGGCUAUACGCUUGUUGUCAAAAUGAAACAGACUGAUGAAGAAAACCAGAUUACUGAAUUAAAGAAGUUUAUUGAAACUGCUUUUCCUACUAUUGUAUUGAAAGAUGCACAUCAG
Messenger RNA from Centruroides sculpturatus (bark scorpion), 1158 nucleotides. RefSeq names its product ATP-binding cassette sub-family A member 3-like. The transcript is spliced from 4 exons. The record is from RefSeq and is a predicted model, not a curated record. Gene Ontology annotation, biological process: lipid transport; transmembrane transport. Gene Ontology annotation, molecular function: ATP hydrolysis activity; lipid carrier activity; ATP binding. Lineage: Eukaryota; Metazoa; Arthropoda; Arachnida; Scorpiones; Buthidae. The annotation marks the transcript as partial. Gene Ontology annotation, cellular component: intracellular membrane-bounded organelle; membrane.